Orbicella faveolata is the source of this 966-nucleotide messenger RNA. RefSeq names its product protein O-linked-mannose beta-1,2-N-acetylglucosaminyltransferase 1-like. The record is from RefSeq and is a predicted model, not a curated record. Lineage: Eukaryota; Metazoa; Cnidaria; Anthozoa; Scleractinia; Merulinidae.
AUGGCAAAGAGGAAGAAAGGAAUUUCUAGAGGCCGAGUAUGUAUUGUUUUAUUUCUUCUGAUUCUAGCAGGAACAUCACUGUUGAAUAUAAUGUCUGUCUUGCAAACUACUUCGCGAACAAGCAGCGCCGAGAAGGAACCGGUCGAAUAUGACGUGCUAUUUCACAGACAGUCGUUAAAAUCUGUUUUGCCUCCAGUGUAUUGGACGAGAGAGAAAACUGUUCUAUCGAAGGCAGAUGACUCCGACGUCAGCAGGAGAAGAAAAGAAUUUUGUGAUAAAUAUGAAGGAUAUGAUAAUGUUUGCAAUUGUGGCAAUCCAGUUUUUCUCGACUUCAACCUGCCUGCUUUUCAAGAUGGCAGCCGGCUCCAGCUUCCAAUGGCAAUCAUGGCUGGAAACAGACCAAGUUACUUACUGCGCAUGCUCUUCAGCCUGCACAGGGUCGAAGGCCUGGAUCCUAGUUUAGUAACUGUUUUUAUUGAUGGGUUUUUUGACGAGCCGUCGUCAAUUGCCAAGUUGUUUCAACUGAAUGUGGAACAGCAUGCCGACUCAGGGAAACGUAACUCGAGGAUAUGCCAGCAUUACAAGAAAUCGCUAACAGCGUCCUUUGACCGAUAUCCUGAAGCAAACUACCUUGUUAUCUUGGAAGAAGAUUUUGAUGUGUCUGUAGAUAUUCUUAGCUACUUUAAACAACUUCUCCCAGUCCUGGAAAACGAUGAAAGUCUGUACUGUAUAUCUGCUUGGAAUGACCAGGGGUAUGACCACCUUGUAAAUGACCCGGCCAUGUUGUACAGAGUUGAGACUAUGCCCGGUUUAGGAUGGUAAGCAGAACAACUUUGCAUUUCCUCAGACAGCUGACGUGUUUGAGAAACAACUAGCUGAGUUCUACUUCUACUAGCUCUUCGCCUUUUACUUAUUUUGACCACGCACAAAAUUACCUUAAAAUCGAAGGAAACCAGAAAAUAAUAG